GUAGAUGCCGCUGGUGUGUUCCACGCAUGACAAGCGAGGCCUAAGUAGUAUUCCGGAAUAAAAAGGCAAAAGCUGCGUACAUUUUUCGGCGAAAAAAGGAAAGAAAAAAAUUCUGCUUCCUUGCUUUAAAUUCAGUUGAAAAGACAAAAAAAAGAAGAAACCCCCCUUUAAAAAAAAACCAGCAAACCCCCCAACAAAACAACACACCCCUCCCUUUGAAAAAAAAAAAAAAAAAAAAAAAGUCUACAAAAAUAACAGACACAACAAAACAAAAACAGAAAUGGCAUUGAAAAGAAUUCAGAAGGAACUGCAGGAUUUAGGUCGAGAUCCUCCAGCUCAGUGUUCUGCUGGGCCCGUUGGCGAUGAUUUAUUUCACUGGCAGGCUACCAUUAUGGGUCCACCAGAUAGUCCGUACCAAGGUGGGGUAUUUUUUUUGACAAUUCAUUUUCCUUCGGAUUACCCAUUCAAGCCUCCAAAGAUAAAUUUUACAACGAGAAUAUAUCAUCCAAAUAUCAAUAGUAAUGGCAGUAUCUGUUUGGAUAUACUACGUUCACAGUGGUCACCAGCAUUGACUAUCUCAAAAGUACUGUUGUCAAUCUGUUCUCUGUUGUGUGACCCAAAUCCAGAUGAUCCUCUAGUACCAGAAAUAGCCAGAAUUUAUAAGACAGACAAGGAAAAAUAUGAAAGGCUUGCAAAAGAGUGGACAGCCAAGUAUGCGAUGUGACAUUUAUAAACUUCGCUUUUUAGGGAUCUAAAACAAAACAAAAUACAAAAAAAAAAAAUUUAAUGAAAAAAAAAAAAUAUUUGGAAAAUCGUGCAACAUUGAUAAUGAGCCAAAGGAGGCAUGACUGCUUUCAGAACUAGCUUGUUUGACAGCGGAGAUACGCGCAGGGUUGGGCUGGGUGGCAUUUCAACACAAAUCUAUAUUUCUCAAACAUGCCUCACUCGAGUAAAACUAUCCAAUUUUUGUAAAGUAGAAUGAAUAGCCAUGUCUAAAGUUUCUUGAAAUAAUAAAAAGAAAAACUGCGUAGCGUCUUGGUGUCUUUGGCCGUGGUUUCUUGAGAUAUCGUGUAAUUUGGUUGGCCAUUUUCACCCCCCUUAGUUCUGGCAUUGAUUCCACUGAUGUCUCAUGCAACCACGGUUACUUCUGUUAAGAAUGUAGUGCACUGUUGAUGGCUCUCUUUGACUUUCAAUUCUCAUCUUGGUAAGGAAAAACAAAAAAAUGUGCAUGGUUACAAAAGCCAUCUUUUGUCAGUAAAACCUGUUUACCCAACAGUUGUAUUGCUGCAAUAAACACUUAAUUCUGUCUUUUGUUGACCUUUAUUUGCUUUCAUUACAUGUCCAGCUGUUGUAUUUCUGAAGGAUAAAAAAAAAAAAAAACAAAAACAAAAAAGGAUUGGAGGGGUGAACUAACAAAAAAAAAAAAGAAACAAAACCAACAAGUGUUUCAAAGUAUCAGGGGGUUAAUCUAAAAAAAGAAAAAAGAAAAACAACCAAAGAAUUCUUUCUUUCCUUAAUGUAAUUGGCACACCAAACUGGAUAGACCUUCUUUCUCUCUCUCUCUCUCCUUCUCUCUGUCAUUCUCUUUUUCUUUCUUUCUCUUGCUUCCUUCCUUUCUAAAUUGCCUAGUUCUUCUUCUUCACGUUUUCUUCAUCCCACCAGAUGCUGUUAAAAGUCCCAGGAAUAUUCCUGAAAAAUUGUAAACUUCAGUUUGAAAAAAAAAAAUGGCAAAAAAAAAAAAAAUUUCAAAAAAAUAUCAGAUUCA
This is a messenger RNA of Octopus sinensis (East Asian common octopus), 1765 nucleotides long. Its product is annotated as ubiquitin-conjugating enzyme E2-17 kDa. Gene Ontology annotation, molecular function: ubiquitin conjugating enzyme activity. The record is from RefSeq and is a predicted model, not a curated record. The transcript has 6 exons. The coding region runs from base 281 to 724 and encodes 147 amino acids. Gene Ontology annotation, cellular component: nucleus. Gene Ontology annotation, biological process: ubiquitin-dependent protein catabolic process; protein polyubiquitination. NCBI's taxonomy places the organism in Eukaryota, Metazoa, Mollusca, Cephalopoda, Octopoda, Octopodidae.